ACAUUGAAAUAAUAAAUAAAUGAAAUAUAUGAUUAUAAUACGUAACAAACAAAUAAAAGAUAAAAAAAACAUAAAACAAAUAGAAAUUAAAUUUAAAUAAUAAUUGCCAUCAUCAUCAUUUAUGUAUUUGUGGCAGCAGCAUCAACACUAACAUCAAUAUGUUCAAUUCAAUUGAAUUUAAUACUCUUGAUCAAGAUGUACAAGAAUUAAUUCGUGAAAGUAAAAAUGCACGUGAAAUGUCAUAUUCACCAUAUAGUAAAUUUAAAGUUGGUGCUGCAUUACGUUGUCAAGAUGGUACAAUUGUACGUGGUUGUAAUAUUGAAAAUUCAUCAUAUCCAGUUGGUACAUGUGCUGAAAGAAGUGCUCUAUCAACAGCAAUUAUUGAGGGAAAAAAAAAAUUUAUAGCAUUAUCAGUUGUUGCUGAUUGUGUUGAUAAUAAAAUAACAUCACCAUGUGGUAUGUGUCGACAGGCAUUAUUUGAAUUUGGUGAUAUGCCUAUUUAUUUGACAACACCAAGUAUGGAAAAAGUAUUUAAAACAUCUGUCAAUGAACUUUUACCAUUGGCAUUUCAUUUUUAAUAUUAAAUCAAAUUUAUAUUACAUAUAUUAUAGAGACAUAUUAAAGCUGUUUUAUUAUUGGUACAUACAUAUACUUAUACAUAAUUGACUUGUAAAAAAAAUAAAAGUAGUACUGCAAAUAUGAUAAUUGAUUGGAAAAAAAAAAAAA
Aphidius gifuensis is the source of this 726-nucleotide messenger RNA. RefSeq names its product cytidine deaminase-like. Gene Ontology annotation, molecular function: zinc ion binding; cytidine deaminase activity. The coding region runs from base 159 to 578 and encodes 139 amino acids. Lineage: Eukaryota; Metazoa; Arthropoda; Insecta; Hymenoptera; Braconidae. The record is from RefSeq and is a predicted model, not a curated record. The transcript is spliced from 2 exons. Gene Ontology annotation, cellular component: cytosol.